GGAAGCGUUGGCAGAGGCCGCGGGAGGUUGGCGGUGAGCUGAUGCAGGCGGCGCGGCACGUCGUGGUCGCCCUGUCCGGCGGGGUGGACAGCGCCGUGGCCGCGCUACUGCUGAGGCGGAGAGGCUACCAAGUGACAGGGGUGUUCAUGAAGAACUGGGACAUGCUGGAUGAACAUGGAGUUUGCACUGCUGACAGAGACUGUGAAGAUGCUUAUAGAGUUUGCCAGAUCCUAGACAUCCCCUUCCACCAAGUGUCCUAUGUGAAGGAGUAUUGGAAUGAUGUGUUCAGUGAUUUUUUAAGUGAAUAUGAAAAAGGAAGGACUCCCAAUCCUGACAUAGUCUGCAACAAGCACAUCAAGUUCAGUUGUUUUUUCCAUUAUGCUGUGGAUAAUCUCGGAGCAGACGCAGUUGCCACAGGUCACUACGCCAGAACCUCACUGGAGGAUGAGGAAGUCUUUCAGCAGAAGCACAUGAGGAGGCCAGAAGGGCUUUUCAGAAAUCGAUUUGAAGUCAGAAAUGGUAAGUUAGAGCGCCCGGGUCAGACCUUCAGGAUGGGUACACAGAGGAGACUGCUUUGGAGCGUGGCAGCGGGUCCUUGUCUGAGCGCGGCCGCCACGUCUGUGUCUUCCACACUGGCUGGCUGGUCUUGAAAACUACAGUUAUCGGGAGCAGAGCCUGGCU
Molecule: messenger RNA, 681 nt
Organism: Leptonychotes weddellii (Weddell seal)
Lineage: Eukaryota; Metazoa; Chordata; Mammalia; Carnivora; Phocidae
Source: RefSeq, a predicted model, not a curated record